AUGUUGAAGAUCCGCCAGCUCCAGAAACAGAAACAGCAGCAGAACGCUCAGCUGCGGCUGCCCGCAGAUGAAGGCGUCCACGGAAAAGUGUCCGCCGCCCAGAUCCGCUUACAGAAAGACAUCACGGAGUUGGAGCUCCCGCAGCUGAUCGCAAUCCACUUGCCCGACCCGCAGGACUUGUUCCACUUCAACAUCGAAAUCUGCCCUGUCGAAGGCCACUACAAAGCCGGGCGGUUUCGGUUCAAGGUGGAGAUUCUGGAGAACUACCCGAUCGACCCGCCCCGCAUCAAGUGCGUGCAGAAAAUCUACCACCCCAACAUCGAUUUGGAGGGCAACGUGUGCCUCAACAUCUUGCGUCAGGACUGGUCGCCGGUGCUCUCGCUCAACGCGGUGCUUCUUGGCUUGAACUUUCUUUUCUUGGAACUCAACCCGAACGACCCGCUCAACAAGGACGCCGCCAACAUGUUGGUCAAGAACCCGGCUCUCUUCUCGCGGAACGUGAGCUUGGCCAUGCGCGGGCUGUAUGUUGGUCUGGAGGUGUAUGACCGGGUCAUUUGA
Molecule: messenger RNA, 558 nt
Organism: Metschnikowia bicuspidata var. bicuspidata NRRL YB-4993
Lineage: Eukaryota; Fungi; Ascomycota; Pichiomycetes; Serinales; Metschnikowiaceae
Product: NEDD8-conjugating protein
Exons: 2
Coding region: 1-558 (185 amino acids)
Biological process (GO): protein neddylation
Cellular component (GO): nucleus
Molecular function (GO): NEDD8 transferase activity
Source: RefSeq, a predicted model, not a curated record